UUGCGUGGUUGGGUCUAGUUUGUAAGCCUCUCGUCGCGUAUCAACACGACGCGGGGAGUGUGUGAUUAAAGGACACGCUGUGCUAUCACUUAUCAGUUAUAUCAGUUUAAAAAAAAUAGGAGUGUGUCUAAUGUGAGCUGAUACUUUAGAGAUCAAGUUCUCAAAAUCCAGACCACCAGCCAACAAAAAAGUGUUCAUCCCGGCUGCAAGGACCCUAUAGGGUUGGGUGGGACGAGUGAUUAGGAUUGCAAAGGAAGCAUUCGGGCAACAUGGCCACCGCCAUAGAUGACCGGCAGGAGCUGCUGGAACAAUUCCAGGCGAUUGACGAAAAUGGGGAUGGAUUCAUCGACCUGACAGAGUUGCGAAACGCGCUGGACGUGUGUGGAUUCAAGAUGCCAGGGUACAAGGUGCGUCAGAUGAUCGAGGAGUACGACGACAAGGAGAGACUGGAACACAAGGGUCGCCUCUCCUUUGAAGAAUUUGAGAAGCUAUGCAAGGAACUCAAGGCUAACGAACUCGGAUCCACCUUCAAGCAGGUCGUCUCGAAAAAGGAAAAUCUUGAGACCUUGGGAGGAAUCUCCGAGGCAUCCAGUGAAGGCACCACACAUUCCGUACGACUUGAGGAACAACUCGCUUUUAGUGACUGGAUCAACACAAAUUUAGGACAUGAUCCAGAUCUGAAACAUCUCCUACCUAUCGAUGGAGAAUCAAGGGCCUUAUACGACAAAGUCAAAGAUGGCAUCCUCCUUUGCAAAAUCAUCAAUCACUCCUGUCCGGACACGAUCGAUGAACGAACAAUCAACAAAAAGAGCAUGACCCUUUAUAAGAAGCACGAAAACUUGACUCUAGCCCUCUCGUCAGCUCAAGCAAUUGGUUGUAAUAUUGUUAACAUCGAUGCUCACGAUCUAACCAAAGGUUCCCCACAUUUGGUUCUGGGUCUUCUUUGGCAGAUCAUCAGGAUUGGUCUCUUCAACCAAAUCACCCUUGAAAACUGCCCAGGACUGGCAACGCUCUUGCAGGAUGGAGAGCGUGUUGAGGAUUUGUUGAAGCUUUCCCCAGAGAUGAUUCUUCUUCGUUGGGUAAAUCACCACUUGGAGAAUGCUGGCAUUUCAAGGAGAUGCAACAAUUUCAUGUCAGACAUUACAGAUUCCGAAAUUUAUUCUCACUUGAUCAAGCAAAUUGCACCUGAAACUGCUGAAGUUACUUUGGAAGCUCUGAUGGAAUCGAAUCACACGACGAGAGCAGAAAUCAUGCUCCAGCAAGCUGGAAAGUUGGGUUGUCGCAGUUUCGUGACUCCAAGUGAUGUUGUAAAUGGAAUUUACAAACUAAAUCUGGCCUUUGUUGCGAACAUGUUUAAUAAUUAUCCUGGUCUGGAUAAGCCAGGAACGAACAUUGAAGGUCUCGAAGCUCUGGAAGAGACACGAGAGGAAAAGACUUACAGAAAUUGGAUGAAUUCUUUGGGAGUCUCUCCUCAUGUAAACUGGCUUUAUUCAGAUCUUGCCGACGGACUUGUCAUUUUCCAACUUUAUGAUAUUAUUAAGCCAGGAUCAGUGAGUUGGAACAAGGUGCACAAGAAGUUUACGAAGCUCAGGAAGUUUAUGGAGAAGCUGGAGAAUUGUAAUUAUGCAGUUGAGCUAGGGAAAAAGAUGAAUUAUUCUUUGGUAGGAAUUGCUGGACAAGAUCUUAAUGAUGGAAAUGCAACUUUGACCCUAGCCUUGAUCUGGCAGCUUAUGAGAUCGUAUACCUUGUCGUUGUUGACCUCCCUGGGAGGAACUCAUUCGAUGGUUGAGAAGGAGAUUGUUCAGUGGGUUAAUUCGAAACUUCAUGGUGCUGGAAAAACUAGCAGCAUCAAAGGGUUCCAGGACUAUGCGAUAGCUGAUGGAAAGGUUGUGAUCGACCUGAUUGAUGCAAUCAAGCCAGGCUCGGUGAACUAUGAUCUCGUUAAGGAAGGUGGAACAGAAGAGGAAAACUUGGACAAUGCAAAAUACGCGAUAUCCUUGGCACGAAAAUGUGGGGCACGAGUCUAUGCGUUGCCUGAAGACAUCACCGAGGUAAAGCAGAAGAUGGUGAUGACAGUCUUCGCCUGUCUAAUGGCGAUGGAUUACAUCCCAAAUAUGGAUUCAAAAGCAAACAACAUCAACAAUGGUCAGCAGUGAAACGCCAUUUGUUCUCCUCUUUUGCUCCUACGUCUUCUUCAAUUAAAAUUUCUUUUUCGCUACCUGCACUUGUGUAUACAAUCAUAUUUUGCUCACCGACCUGCCGUCCAGCGGUGGCAGCCAACGUUGUGGACGACGCAAUCCUUGUAAAUAUUUAGAUUAGGCUAGGCGAUUUCGAAAUUCGAGGGAGGCUCUGCAAGGCUCAUUUAGAAAACUUACAUUUAUUGGCAAUUAUGUACAAUUUUCUAGCCCUGCUGGAAAAGUUUAAUUGGGUUUUGAUAUAAUUAUAGAAAUCAAAUCAAAUCUAUGACCAUUUUUCGGGAAAUCGUAUACUUUUCUAUGAACAUUUUCUCAUUGAAACUCUAUCAAAUAUUGAACAUAGAAGGCUUGCAUCAAAUCUUAUGUUUCAGAAUCUUGAAAGUUUUUUUCUAACUCUAUCUGUCGACAGAAUCUUACACUUUUCUAUCAAUAGUUUCCCACUGAAACUCUAUAAAAUCUUAUUCCUUGUUAGAGGUGCCUCUAAUCCUAUGUCUCUCAAUCUCGGAAAUUUGUAUCAAAUUCUAUCCGUUGUAAAAUCUUAUAUUUUUUCUAUCAGCAGUUUUUUUUAAGACCAGUCAAAUUUUAUCCACACCAAACAUGUUUUCCAGAACCUGGAAAGCUUCUGUCAAAUUCUACUCCUGGAGAAGUUUGAUACUUUUCUGCAAAUAUAAUAGAUUUAUUUAAAUCUUGUGCAAGGAGAAAAUUUCGAUAAGCAAGUAUAAGAUUUAUCGGCGGAUACAAUUUAAUAGGAAUUUGCGAGAUUCUAAUACGCAGAAUUGGAUGCAGCGUUUUAGAAAAAUAUAAGAUUUCUCGAUUGAUAGAAUUUGAUAGAAUUUUUAAAAGAUAGGGUUUUAUAUAUCUUCCGUUUGAAUAGGAUUUCAUGGAGGUUUAAUAAGAAUCUGUUCAUAGAAAAGUAUACGAUUUUUCAAGAGAUAUAACUUGAUAGAAAUAUUGAAGAUUAUGGAAUGUAGAAUUUAAUACAAUUUUGUUGCCUUUCAGAUUUGAUAAAAUUUCAAUGAGAUGCUGUUGAUAGAAAACUAUAACAUUUCUGUAGGAAUAGAAUUUGAUAGAAAUGUCCGGCUUUACGAAACAUAGGAUUUCAUAGUGGCAAUGAGAAUCUCUUGGUGGAAAAGUAAAGGAUUUCGAGAUGUAUAUAAUUCGAUAGAACCUCUUUCAAAUGUGGUGGUAGAAUUUGAUUGGUGAAAUUCGUGUGAUUUAAUUUUCCCUAUAUAUAUAGAAUUUGAUUCAAUUUAAUGUUAUCUCUCGAUAGAGUCUACGAAAUUCUAAAAUUUCCUGUACUUUGUCAGCAGGGAGUGUACAGCCUUUCUUUAUCUUAAAUAAUUAGAAGUUGGAAAAACAAAUAAAAGUCAUAAAAUCAAAUUUCAAAUUAGAUUUUUCAAAUUGAACUUUAUUUGAUAAGUCUUCUAAAAAGAUCCUAAUUAUUAUUAUGUAAUAUAAAUCCGGGCCUAAAAAUAACAAUCACAUUUUUGUGAUUUAAAACCCUAAUUCAAAGUUACUUGUACCAUAAGGGGUCAAGCAUUGCAUAUACUUGUCGGGAGUGCAAGUUGGCAGAAAACUUGUACUUGUUUCUCCAAAUUUGAUGAUAAAUCAAGUUUUAAACUUUUUGAUAUGAAAAGUAUAAUUACAUUUUCUUCAAUAUAUACAAAUUUUAUAUAUGAAUCGAUUUUAUACGUAUGAUGGACGUAAUUCCGAAAUUAAUUUUUCUCGGAGAAUUCUAUCUAGUAAACGCACGAGAAUUGUGCAAUUUCUAAUAAUUGUAAUAACGCCUUCUCCGAGACGAUCGACUUUUAUCGCCUAAUGUAAGGUAGAACUCUAUACACAUUCUUAAAUUAUACAGUUAUAAUACUAAACUACUAAGUCAAGUAGCUAGUAAAAUUUUUCAAACCGAAAAAGCAAUUUACAUUCCCUUUUUUGAAUUCGAUACAACUCCUUUUUACAAGAGUCGAUCGACUUUUUAUAUGGGAUGUUUUAAAGCGAGUACAACCUAUUUAUACAACAAGAGCCUUGAGGAUCGAUUCUGCAAUUAUCGAUUUACGUACCUAUUAUGUGUAAGUUUCCGAAAAUGGGCAGUUUUUGGGUAGGAUUUUUAUUCCUUAGCAUGUAUUUAUAUAAUUAAUUAUGUAAGAAGAGAUGCAAUGAUAAUAUGGCCGAAUUUAAUUUGGAUCGACGCACAAUAAUAAUCAUUAAUCGUGCCAUUGUCGAAAGCUGGACUGUAUUGAGAAUCAAGUGAGUGAAUGAGAAUAAUCAAAUGCACUCCACUCCCGAUAUAAGAACACCCGAUUUACGCACACUCAUGCGUUUAAGUGCUACAUAAAUAGUUCAUGCGGCUCCCCGGUUAAGGAUCAAGGCCACUUUAAGCCAUGACUGAAACCGUUCUUAUAUCGGGAGUUGAGUGCAUUUUAAUUGCAUAGCUUGGAACGUAUGUACUUAUGUCAUUUGUGAUUCUGCUUACGACAGUGGAAAUAUUUUGCGGGAAAAAUGUAUCAAGAUUUUAUAUAAAGUACAAAUUAUUUCUAUUCAAUCUUGACGUACUUUCCCAAUUAAAAAAAAUAUUAUCAGUCCCGGUAAGUCAAACAGGGGAAUUUUUUUAGUUUUACUGAUGGGCCAAUAACACGAGAGACUCGAUUUCCGAAAUUUAUACACCGAGGCUGAAAAUAUUAUGGUCUGCAAAGCAGAAAAAAUUCUUGAGUGUAAAAGUAUAAAGUUUUGUAGAGACAAGGUCUUUGCAUAGCCAUGUUGAUAAGAUAUAUUCCACCGUCAUGCAAUCCCGCAUUUAUGCUUAGUGCAUUUGCCAAGCAAUAUUGUCAUUAUCUGGGCGAUAUUUAAAAUUAUCGUUCUUUUAUAAAAUUAUCUUUUACGAAGGCUCUGUGUAAUUUUUAACAUUACAAAUAAUAAUGUAUGUUUGGUAAUAUUCUUUUUCUCUGUAUAAAUAUGAUUUGUGUUGAUUUAAUUAUAUUGGAAACAGUAUGAUAAUUUGACAUGUAAACAUGAUAAUUGAAUGUAAAUAGAAUUCGAAUUUAUGUUACGCGAAUCAGCAUAAAAAGCAAUCAUGAAUAUCGUAGAAAUUGAGAAUAGUUUUGUGUAACCAAGGUAAUUUUGAGUAUUAUUUAUCGGUGGUAAUAGAAGCAAUUAUGCAAAUUGCAAUAAGCUACCGAUGAAAGAAACCAAAUUUAUCUCGUGAUAAUGAAAAUAUUAAAAAUGAGGUGUAUACUAUAAAGGUAUAACAAUUUUUUUUUCUUGUCGAUUUUAUCGUGAGGUAAAUUGGGUUGAAAUUAAUAGUGCAGUACUAUUGAUUUAAGGAGAACGAUAAAAAAUUCUGCUGAUUUUAAUUUCAUGUAGUGUAAACUUGAAAAUAAAAUUAAGUUAAUCCAAAA
Messenger RNA from Belonocnema kinseyi, 5590 nucleotides. It is a transcript of the gene Fim, whose product is annotated as plastin-3. The transcript is spliced from 4 exons. Bases 270 to 2156 code for a protein of 628 amino acids. The record is from RefSeq and is a predicted model, not a curated record. NCBI's taxonomy places the organism in Eukaryota, Metazoa, Arthropoda, Insecta, Hymenoptera, Cynipidae. Gene Ontology annotation, cellular component: cytoplasm; actin filament; actin filament bundle. Gene Ontology annotation, biological process: actin filament bundle assembly; actin filament network formation. Gene Ontology annotation, molecular function: calcium ion binding; actin filament binding.